Aspergillus tanneri is the source of this 552-nucleotide messenger RNA. RefSeq lists its product as uncharacterized. The transcript has 3 exons. The record is from RefSeq and is a predicted model, not a curated record. Lineage: Eukaryota; Fungi; Ascomycota; Eurotiomycetes; Eurotiales; Aspergillaceae. The coding region runs from base 1 to 552 and encodes 183 amino acids.
AUGAAGCUCAACGUUCUUGCUCUGACUACGCUGCUCGGCUUGGCGGUCGCCCAGUCGAGCACCAGCGGUCCUCCUGCGGCCUCUACCAGCCUGACUGCUCAGGAGUCCUGCGCAAAGCGCUGUGACGACAAGGAUCUCUGCUGCAAAGCGCAGUGCUACAAGGUCCCCUGCCCCAGUGACAGUCAGGCCAACGACACUAUCAGCUGUGUGGCUGCUUGUCCCCAGGGCACUGGCUCACCCAGCGAUACUGAAAAGUAUGCCAGCUGCCAGAGCAGCUGCUACAGCAGCCACUUCUUCCCGGCCACCCAGGUCGGCUCCGGUUCCCAAGCCACCCACGCUAGCUCCAACGAUGACUCCAAGACCACGGGGACCGACAGUGGUAGCAAGAGCACUGCUACCGGCGAAUCUGGCUCCAAGGCUAGCGGCUCCAGCUCGAGCACCGGUACCAGCAGUGGCUCCGAGGCGUCGGAGUCACCCAACGCGGCGGCUCUGAAGCUGGGCGUGUCGACUGCGGGUGUGGUCGGUCUGGUUCUGGGUGCUCUUGCUCUGUAA